AAGAUGGCGGAGUAGCAACGCGAAGCGGGUAGUGAGGCAAGAUGCCGAAUAUUAAAAUCUUCAGCGGCAGCUCCCACCAGGACUUAUCCCAGAAAAUUGCUGACCGCCUGGGCCUGGAGCUAGGCAAGGUGGUGACUAAGAAAUUCAGCAAUCAAGAGACCUGUGUGGAGAUUGGAGAAAGCGUACGUGGAGAGGAUGUCUACAUUGUUCAGAGUGGUUGUGGCGAAAUCAAUGACAAUCUAAUGGAGCUUUUGAUCAUGAUUAAUGCCUGCAAGAUUGCCUCAGCCAGCCGGGUUACUGCAGUCAUCCCAUGCUUCCCUUAUGCCCGACAGGAUAAGAAGGAUAAGAGCCGGGCUCCAAUCUCAGCCAAGCUGGUGGCAAAUAUGCUCUCUGUAGCAGGCGCGGAUCAUAUUAUCACCAUGGACCUGCAUGCUUCUCAGAUUCAGGGCUUUUUUGAUAUCCCAGUGGACAAUUUGUAUGCAGAGCCAGCUGUCCUGAAGUGGAUAAGGGAGAACAUCUCUGAGUGGAGGAACUGUACUAUUGUGUCACCUGACGCUGGUGGAGCGAAGAGAGUGACCUCCAUUGCAGACCGGUUGAACGUGGACUUCGCUCUGAUUCACAAAGAGCGGAAGAAGGCCAACGAAGUAGACCGCAUGGUGCUGGUGGGAGACGUGAAGGACCGGGUGGCCAUCCUGGUGGACGACAUGGCUGACACGUGUGGCACAAUCUGCCACGCAGCCGACAAACUUCUUUCAGCUGGAGCCACCAGAGUUUAUGCGAUCUUGACUCACGGAAUCUUUUCGGGCCCGGCCAUUUCCCGCAUUAACAGCGCAUGCUUUGAAGCAGUAGUAGUCACCAAUACCAUACCUCAGGAGGAUAAGAUGAAGCAUUGCUCCAAAAUACAGGUGAUCGACAUCUCCAUGAUCCUGGCAGAAGCCAUCAGGAGAACUCACAACGGGGAGUCCGUUUCCUACCUGUUCAGCCACGUCCCUUUAUAAUAGAGUAACUGCUGAGGCUUUUUACGAAGAAAGUGAACCCCGCCCCCUCGUUUUCCCUUGGUAUUUGAUGACAAAUUCCGCAGAAGGCCCAGCUUGCCUCUGGCGAAGCUUUCUCCACCCCUCAUCGGGUAUAUUAGCAUUUCUCCUAAAUGUAGAGAAAGACGAUCGAUGGAGAUGAACUGCUGAG
This is a messenger RNA of Odobenus rosmarus divergens (Pacific walrus), 1185 nucleotides long. It is a transcript of the gene PRPS1, whose product is annotated as phosphoribosyl pyrophosphate synthetase 1. Gene Ontology annotation, molecular function: ATP binding; ribose phosphate diphosphokinase activity; magnesium ion binding. Gene Ontology annotation, cellular component: ribose phosphate diphosphokinase complex; cytoplasm. Bases 42 to 998 code for a protein of 318 amino acids. Gene Ontology annotation, biological process: 5-phosphoribose 1-diphosphate biosynthetic process; purine nucleotide biosynthetic process; ribonucleoside monophosphate biosynthetic process. The transcript has 8 exons. The record is from RefSeq and is a predicted model, not a curated record. NCBI's taxonomy places the organism in Eukaryota, Metazoa, Chordata, Mammalia, Carnivora, Odobenidae.